This is a messenger RNA of Pleuronectes platessa (European plaice), 1374 nucleotides long. Its product is annotated as olfactomedin-4-like. The transcript is spliced from 5 exons. Lineage: Eukaryota; Metazoa; Chordata; Actinopteri; Pleuronectiformes; Pleuronectidae. The record is from RefSeq and is a predicted model, not a curated record. Gene Ontology annotation, biological process: signal transduction. Bases 1 to 1374 code for a protein of 457 amino acids.
AUGACGACUCUGAAUGUGCUGCUCCUCUUUCCCAUGAUGGGUCUUGCACUGGGUUGGCUCCCGGUGGAGGACUGGGAGUCAGGGAAUGUAACCACAUCAGGUGGAGCUCUGGAGUGUGUCUGCAGCGUGUUCCUGCCCGACAGCAUCUUCCCUGCCGACCGAGUGCAACACAUGCAGCAAGUAACCACAGAUCUGAGGCUGGAGGUGGAAAUCCAGAUGAAUAAGCUUGUCCACUAUGGAGGCAAACUGGAUGUGUUCCUGGCAGAACUGACGGAGCUGACAGUCCGAGUGGCCAUGCUGCAGAGCAGCGCCGACAACUACAUCAAACUGGACUUUGAGAUGCUCAGGAUCGAGCUCCGAGAGUUCGAGGCUCUGGUGUCCCAGCUCAGAGACUCCCUCAACUCCUCCUCGCCCCUGUUCGACAGCCUGUACACUGAGAUUCGUAACAUGACGCUCAUCGUAAACCAACUGGAGAAUUACGACAAGAACAACCUGGACGUGAUCCGCAUCGAGUUCACCAAGCUGCAGAGGAAACUGGAGGAGUGCCAGAAGGAGGAGGAGAUCUUCAAGCCAGAUGUUGGUAACUGCAACCACACAGGAAUCAUGAGCUUCAGCAAGCCGACAGUCAUCCAAGUGAACGCUCAUUUGAACCCAGGUUACCAAUAUGGCGGCUGGGGAAAAGACUCCAAGCCUGUCCGAGGCUUCGAGUCGAUGUACUGGUACGGUGCGUACAGCAGGCCCAACGUGUACGAGUUCUACCUUUACUCUAGCUAUGACAAACUCAUCCAGAGGUCGUCCUUCACACACCACGGCCUGCCACAGGGCUACGAAGGCACCGGGAAUAAUUAUGUCGUUCAUGGCAACACCAUUUAUUACCAGGCUGCUAAUCCAUUCAGAAUGUCCAAGUUGAAUCUGACCUCGUCCGUUUACAGUCACAGCCAAAUGUCAAAAGCGAGUGAGAGAUUCACCUACACCUAUUCGCCAAGCCAGUACCUUGACUUUUCAGCUGACGAGAAAGGAUUGUGGGUAAUUUAUGCCACAGAGGAGGGCAAGGGUAAAAUGGUGAUCGCUAAGAUAGAUGAGAAAUCGUUUGGCAUUGAGGACGAGUGGAACACUAAUUCGUACAAACCUCGAGUAGGGAAUGCUUUCAUGGUUUGUGGGGUCAUGUAUGCGACCCGGCCCAAAGAUCUGAACACAGAGGAGAUCUACUACGCCUACGAUACCAAGACUAAGGAGGAGAAAUACAUGAGCAUCCCCCUCCAGAAAUUCCAGGAGAAGAUUGUCAACCUGCACUACAACCCCACUGAUCAGAGGCUCUACAUGUACAACAAUGGCUACUACGUGUCCUAUAACGUGAGGUUUAACAAAGAAUGA